This is a messenger RNA of Cryptotermes secundus, 1591 nucleotides long. Its product is annotated as chymotrypsinogen 2. The coding region runs from base 14 to 1081 and encodes 355 amino acids. The transcript is spliced from 7 exons. Lineage: Eukaryota; Metazoa; Arthropoda; Insecta; Blattodea; Kalotermitidae. Gene Ontology annotation, biological process: proteolysis. The record is from RefSeq and is a predicted model, not a curated record. Gene Ontology annotation, molecular function: serine-type endopeptidase activity.
AGCGUGCGGCAGAAUGAGAAUAUUGACGGUUAUGUUCCUGGUCAGUUUAUGGACAUGGCUUCGUGUAGUUGCUGCAGCAGCUGGCCCUGAUUCGCCUGAAACCAAUGAGGCAGAUCAUAGCCAUUCUGCAGGUGGUUGUGACUGCAUGGAGUACUGGACUUGUGUCAUGAGUGGAGGUAAUCCCUACAGUUACUGUGGGCUCUCUGAGUCCAAUGUCUGCUGCUUUGUGCCACAAGGAGCUAAACCAGUGGGUCUGUUCCCCCUCAGCACAGGACGAAGACCAGAUAAAGGAAGAUGUGGCAAAAAGGGAAAUGAUUCUGGAAGAGAAGGAAUUGCUGGACCUGCUGAAUGGCCAUGGCAUGCAGCAAUAUUGGAGAAACCAGAUGACCUCUAUGUUUGCGGGGCGUCACUGCUAGAUGAAAGUUGGGUUCUUACUGCAGCACAUUGUGUGGAUGAUUAUGUAUCCAAUAGAGGGGAGUCUCUUAAAGUGAGGUUAGGAGAGCAUGAUGUGACAUCGACACGAGAGUCAUUACGUCAUGAGGAAUAUGAUGUAGCAGAUGUGGUACUUUAUCCAGGGUUCAACAAUGCAUCCCUUGCUCAUGAUAUCGCUUUGAUCCGUUUGCGACAUCCUGCUAAGCAGCGACCCAACAUCGAUGUUGUCUGCUUGCCCAGACAAGGCUCGAAGUUCCCAGAUACAACUGACAGUCCAGCACACACCAGUUGUGUCAUCACAGGAUGGGGUCGGCGGAGUGAAACAUCUGAGCAUUCUGUUGUCCUGAAAAAGGUGAAAGUGCCAUUAUGGCAGAACUCAGCCUGUGAGAGGGCACUGCAGCAGCAAUUUGGAAGCAGAUUCUCACUGCCAGACACCUCUAUUUGUGCAGGGGCAGAUGGCAGGGACGCAUGUGAUGGAGAUGGUGGAGGGCCCCUGGUGUGUGAACAGGAUGGCCAGUGGUACCAAAUUGGAAUUGUUAGCUUUGGAAUUGGCUGUGGUCGCCACAACACUCCUGGGGUAUACACAAGAGUGUCCAUGUAUGAAGAGUGGAUUACAAACUCUGUCCUACGCCACAAGACCAGACAAUAAUGUCUCCAAGACUACAAACAGUGAUGAACUGCGAAAUUACUCAGGGGACUGGCCCUUUCUGUAGUGACAUUAUCUGCAUUAUUUGUCUGUUAGUGGUAUCAACAUUCCUACUCAUAUUAGUAUGGCCCAGGAAAAGCCUGCUCAUCACCCAGUUCUUGCUGGUUUCUUGAUUUGCUUAUUCCUUAACCUUCAAGAUGGUGGUAAUAUGUUCCUCUGAUACGUUGGGCUUUUCCAGACUAUACGGUGUUACAGUCUAGAAGAUUGUUUGUAGUCACCAAUGUGAGAACUUCAGAUCAGAUGCCAAUUGUGUAUUUGUUAAUAUCAAGACUAUUUUCUGAAAUGGAAAUGUGUUUAGAGAUAGGGUGGAAUAUUCCAAGAAACCAGAGACUCUUGCAACAUUUAGAUCAGGGGGUGGCAACUCAGUGCUAUUGGCGGGCAACACAGCCAGCGUGACGUCAUGAAGCAUCACUGCUGCCGCGGUGGCCAGCUGCAAUUCUCUUAACAAAAAAA